GAACAGCAACAACCACGUGCACGAAUAUUGUCACUAAGCACACACGCAAAAAGCCAGCAAAUCAUUUGGCCCAUAUGUGUGAGUGUGUAUGUACGUGUGUGUGCAUAUUUGAAAUGAUGUUCGCAUAAAGCGAAGCAAAUUUAUUUGAAUUUUUUAUGCCCAUGUAGCCGCUCUCUACCUAUACAGAACAUACCACAUACAUAGAGAAUUUACGUGUUACAUUUUCAAUUGCCAUUUGGCACAGUCAGAAAAAAGGAAGCCGAAACAAAAUGGGGUCCAACAUGAAGCAGCAACUGAAAUGCACACCGUUCAUUUUAUGCCUCAUCAUUGGCACCCUGUACCUAACCGGGACCGAGACACACGAGCAUGUCGAUGGGUAUAAGCCAGAUGGUGACAUUCUGCGCGUGCUCGUCAAUAAUUCGGCACAAAUCAAAUGCGAUGUUGGCUCUAGUUUGCCGGAGGACAAGGUGCUCCUAGUAGUUUGGUACAAAAACAAUUUGCCAAUCUACAGUUAUGAUACGCGUGGAGCCCAUGCAGGAACGCCCUCACAUUGGCGUGAUGAGGAGGUGCUCGAAGAUCGGGCCGUCUUUCGCACGCACAAGGAGCCAGCGGAAUUGAUUAUAAAUCCGGUUAAGGAAAAGGAUGCGGGCAACUUUCGCUGUCGUGUGGACUUUAAGCUAUCGCAGACCAGAAAUAGCAACGUCAAUUUGGAAGUUGUUGUGCCUCCACAUCAGCCGAACAUUUAUAAUGACCGUCGCUUGCGCAUCGAUUCCCGGGCGGGUCCCUACGAGGAGGGCGGCAGCCUAGAAGUUACCUGUGUCGUCUAUGGCGGCUCGCCACCGCCGACUGUCACAUGGCUGAUGAAUGGACAACUUCAAAAUAGCGUUGUCGAUUACACAUACGACGGCACCAUCAACAGCAAAUUGGUGGUGCGUAACUUGUCACGCAUCCACCAGCAUGCGGUCUACACCUGCCAGGCGAGCAACUUCCACAAGAAAUAUGUGGCCACCAACAUAACGAUUGAACUCUAUCUUCGUCCGCUUCUGGUGGAAAUCAGCUUCAACAAUCAGCCAAUGUCGGCUGACCGUAAAUAUGAGAUUGAGUGCCAGGCAAUUGGAUCAAGGCCACCUGCAAAAAUAACCUGGUGGAUGGGCAACCUGGAGAUGCACGGCCACAGUCAGAAGGUCUCUGAGGACGGCAAUGCCAGCACCUCGAUACUCUCCAUAGCUCCGACAAGGGAGGAUCAUGGCAAGCCGCUUUCCUGCCGAGCCACCAACGAAUUGGUACGCAAUGGUAUACGAGAGACCGCAAUGAAGCUGAAUGUGUUCUUUAUACCCACCUUACAGCUGGACUUGGGCUCAAAUCUAAAUCCAGAGGAUAUCGAGGAAGGCGAUGAUGUUUAUUUUGAGUGUAAAGUGCAUGCAAAUCCUGCUGCUUAUAAAGUUGUCUGGAAGCAUAAUCAUCAAAUUAUACAGCACAAUCAGCGAGCCGGCGUAAUUGUGAGCAGCGGAGAUUUGGCGCUGCAGGGCGUCACCCGCCACCAGGCCGGAAACUACACAUGUACCGCUUCCAAUGUUGAGGGCGAUGGCGACUCAAACAUAGUCGAGCUGAAAGUAAUGUAUAAACCAAUUUGCCGGCCCGAUCAAAAGAAAAUCUAUGGCGUGGCCCGCAGCGAGUCGGCCGAAAUCGUUUGCGAAGUAGAUGCCUUUCCGCCGCCCGAGAACUUCAAGUGGUCCUUCAACAACACCGCGGAGACCUUCGAUAUGCCACAGAGUGGCUUCCGCCCACAUUCCGCACAGGGCUCCACGCUGACCUAUACGCCAGUUAAGGAAAUGGACUUCGGCACCAUCAUGUGCUGGGCGGACAACAAUGUGGGUCAACAAAAGGAGCCCUGUGUAUUCCAUUUGAUAGCUGCGGGAAAACCGGAAGCGCCCACCAAUUGUACCGUGGUCAAUCAAACGUCCGAUUCAUUGGAGGUUUAUUGCCUCGAAGGCUUCGAUGGAGGCAUGCGCCAAUGGUUCCUUAUGGAAAUCUUUGAUCAGCACAACGGGCUGCUGCAAGCCAAUAUCAGCGCUAAGUUCUCGGUGUUCAGUGUCAGCGGGCUGGACGCGGGUCGUCUAUUUCGGAUCUAUGUUUAUGCGGUGAAUGGACGUGGACGCAGUGAGGCCGUAGCAGUCGAUGGAUACACCCUGAAGGCUGCCGAAAAGCAAACUGUUGCAUUAACGUCGUACAAGGGCAGCGCUCAGGGCGCAAGCAGCUUUGAACUGACACCCAUUCUAUCCAUUGGCAUCUUUGUGGGCAUUCUGGUGGCUCUGGUCUGCAUUGCGAUUGGCACCAUCGCCGCGCUGAAGCUGCGCUCGCACAAACAUCAGCAGCAGCAGAAAUUCGCACAUUCGAAUGCAAAAUUCUCACGUCCAGGCAAUUUGCAAAUUAAGGAUAAAAUCUCAUUGCCAUUGAGCCACUCCGAGGAGAUGUACGACGAGAAGAAUCCCGAUGUCGUACCCUACAACGAGGUUGAUGGCGAAUAUAAACAAAAAUCAGCAACACAAACGCCGUCGGGACAUCUUUCAACAACCAGCGAGGUGGAAAUCAGCUGUAAGCCUGGCGUCAGCGUCAGCGUCGGCGUUGGCGCCGGCUGCUCAGCGGACAGCGGUGCUUACCAGAGUAGCAAGGACGAUGAGCUACACUAUGCCGAACUUUCGCUGAACAGCGCCACUUGCAGCAGCUCCAAGAAGAACCAACCCAGCCAGAGCACAGUCCAGCAGCAGUCGCAGCAGCCGCAGCAGGCGCAGUCGCAGUCGCAGUCGCAGCCAGCAAUGGGUGGCACCCUGCCACAUGGCUCGAGUAUGCGCAAGCUGUUGCCUAGCAUACCGGCAACGGCGACGCUGCAGCGCCACAAGCCAAAUGCGGGCGGUCUGCAGCAUCCGCAUCAACAUGCUCCGCCGCCCACAUACGAUUAUUUCGAGGAGCCCACGAUAUAUGCGCAGAUUGAUGCAUAUAAGACAAGAGCUGGCGCUGCGGCUGCCAUGCAGGUGGACACAGUGGCUGGAGCUGCCUUCGGGCCAUGCGCAUCAUCGCCAGGAUCGCAAGGGACGCCCUCAACCGUGUCACCGGGCACGGUGCAAAUGUAUACGUUACCCCCCCAUCCGGGCGGCUAUCAUACGCUACCGCAUAAUCACCAUCAGCAGCAGCAGCAGCCCCACAACUCCGCAUCCAUGAUGCAAAUGAUGCAUCAACAGUUGCAGCAUCAUCCAGCUGGCAACAUGCCCAUGCCACCCUCCUACCAGCAGCAUCAGCAACAACAGCAACAACAACAACAACAACAGCAGCAUCAGCAGCAGCUAGCACAUGGCCAAAUGCUCGUCUCGAGCAAUAGCAGCGGGCUUGCCUCGACUGCGGCCAUAGCCAGUCCCAGCAGUUCCCUUUCUGGACUCUCCGGUGUUGGCAAGUCCUACUCGCGCGAAAUAGUCACAGUACGCACGCCGCUCAUGUAUUCGCAGCAGGAGAGCUGCGUCUAAGCCCAAGUCAAGCGGAAUUGUGAGAUCUUUGAGGUUUGUGUCUAGGCUAAGCGUUGCCAAAUCGUAUUGAAAGCUAAAAAUUGAACUGUAAAAUAAAUCUACAAGAAUUGCAAGUUCUAAAAGAAAAAAUUGAUGGGCUAGACGCCAUUUGCCAGUUUCUCAUAUACGAUACAAAAUAAAACAAGUUAUAAAUCAAUGUUAAUAUAAAUGUCAGUGCAUACAAAUAUUUGAAAGCAAGCCAUAAAUUUGCUUAAUUCAGCAAAUUGUAAAACCAUAUUGAUUAAAGCUAAAUAGCAGUUGAACGCAGAGCUACGAAAGAUACCAAUGCACAGAAUUAUCAGAUUUAUUUGCCAUUAACGUAAAUAAUGAAAACAGAUACGAUGCAAAAAUUAUUCCAAUAAGAGUGGACGAAGUUGUAAGUUUAAAGCGUUAUUAAAUAUACGCUAGCUAAAUGAACAACAAAUAAAAAACUACUCAAAAGCUUAUAAUUUCAUUAAAAGGGCAGCGCAAAGUAAUUCCUUAACUGAUAUUGACUGAGCUUCACAGCUUAUAGAUUUAUUUAUAUAUUUUUUUAUUUUUAUUUUAUAUCGAUUCUAGAACAGCAAAAAAAAAAUUACAAUUAAAAGUGCAUCACAAAAAGGUUCCUUCCUUAAAGUAAGUACUAAUUCUUGACACCGCAAACAGCAGAUAUAAUAUAUAUAUAAACAAGAAUGUAUUACAAGAAU
Messenger RNA from Drosophila novamexicana, 4243 nucleotides. RefSeq names its product protein turtle homolog B. The transcript is spliced from 16 exons. The coding region runs from base 270 to 3518 and encodes 1082 amino acids. The record is from RefSeq and is a predicted model, not a curated record. Lineage: Eukaryota; Metazoa; Arthropoda; Insecta; Diptera; Drosophilidae. Gene Ontology annotation, molecular function: protein binding.